Carassius auratus (goldfish) is the source of this 973-nucleotide messenger RNA. RefSeq names its product histone H2B. The transcript has a single exon. Lineage: Eukaryota; Metazoa; Chordata; Actinopteri; Cypriniformes; Cyprinidae. Gene Ontology annotation, cellular component: nucleosome. The coding region runs from base 40 to 414 and encodes 124 amino acids. Gene Ontology annotation, molecular function: protein heterodimerization activity; structural constituent of chromatin; DNA binding. The record is from RefSeq and is a predicted model, not a curated record.
CAGAGGAAAAGAUAUUGUGUUUUUAUCUACUCUCGCAUCAUGCCUGAACCAGCGAAGUCUGCUCCCAAGAAGGGCUCCAAGAAAGCCGUCACGAAGACCGCGGCUAAAGGAGGAAAGAAGCGCAGAAAGUCCAGGAAGGAGAGCUAUGCUAUCUACGUGUACAAAGUGCUGAAGCAGGUCCACCCUGACACCGGGAUCUCUUCGAAGGCGAUGGGGAUCAUGAACUCUUUCGUCAACGACAUCUUCGAGCGCAUCGCCGGUGAGUCGUCUCGUCUCGCUCACUACAACAAGCGCUCCACCAUCACCUCGAGAGAGAUUCAGACCGCCGUGCGUCUGCUGCUGCCCGGAGAGCUGGCCAAACACGCCGUGUCUGAGGGCACCAAGGCCGUCACCAAGUACACCAGCUCCAAGUGAAGUGUGAUCUGACUCCGACAACCCCAACGGCUCUUUUAAGAGCCACCCAUUCUUUCAGUUAAAGAGCUUUGUCUUUUUUGUUUGUGGUGGGUUCGGUCAAUAAACCUAAUAACUCUGGAUAGAACCAUUUUUCCUGCUCAUCGAGACCUAAGCAAAUCCUGAAGGACCGAAUCAAUCACAGAGCGUUCGCUGCUGACACAUGGAUCGGUUUGUUCUGAAUCUGAUAGGGGUGCGUUUCCCAAAAGCAUCAGAAACCAUAAGUAGAUCUUGAAGUACACCUUAGAUCAAAAUUGACCAUUAUGUUAGCGCACAAUGCUAUUUUUGUGUGAAUAAUUAAUCACUGCAAGUCGAUUCACAAAAAAAUAAAUUGUUUUCCUUUGUGAUCUUUAACGACGGACCCUUUGUGAUGACGUCAAUGUGACCCAAGCACGCCCUCCAACGGUCAGUGCCGCGUGAGCGUUGACAGUGGGUUCUGAAUGAAACGCCUACUUAACUACAUCCAAUCAGUUCGCGGUACAGGAACAAACCACGCCCUCUGCUUUCCUCAUGCAAUAUUCCG